Molecule: messenger RNA, 378 nt
Organism: Vombatus ursinus (common wombat)
Lineage: Eukaryota; Metazoa; Chordata; Mammalia; Diprotodontia; Vombatidae
Product: small integral membrane protein 34A-like
Exons: 2
Coding region: 1-378 (125 amino acids)
Source: RefSeq, a predicted model, not a curated record
AUGCACCAGCCUCCUGUCUCCCAGAACCAGAACCCUGACAUCUCCCAUGUGGGUGCCUCCUUCUUAGUGUUUGAGUGGAUCCCUCAAAUACUUUCAAACAAGACUCAAACCAACACUGUAUUGCAGCACUUGACUAAGAAUUUCAUAGACGGAAAGAACCAUACCAACUCCACCCGAGCCUUGAAAUUUCCUGAUGGGACAAGUGCCACGUGGUAUAUUCUCACCAUCUUUAGUAUAUAUGGCAUUAUAUUCUUUUUUUUGUUGGCCAGCAAUAUCCUCCAGAAUGAAAAGCACUUGGAAGAUAUUUAUUAUCCAGAUCUCACAAUCAAGCUAAAAAAAGAAAGCUCCAAGAUAAAAGCACCAAAAAUAGCUCAUUAA